Paracoccidioides brasiliensis Pb18 is the source of this 2205-nucleotide messenger RNA. RefSeq lists its product as uncharacterized. The transcript has a single exon. The record is from RefSeq and is a predicted model, not a curated record. Gene Ontology annotation, cellular component: nucleus. Gene Ontology annotation, molecular function: exonuclease activity; nucleic acid binding. The coding region runs from base 1 to 2205 and encodes 734 amino acids.
AUGGCUUCUGGCAGAAAGCGUAAACGCUCGCAGGUGUUCGAGAACAACGCGAAUGCCGGUCCAAACAUAUCUCCAGAUUCCCAAAAUAGCAGUGAGUUUGGUUUAGCUGAAACUCUUUCGAUACUCCGGAGUGACAACAACCAAACAUCUCAGCAAUCUGAACCUGCACCAAUUAAAAAAAGAAAGAGAGUAGGAAAUGAAAAGGCCAAAUACCCAACUCUGACCUAUAUUGAAGGCCGAUUGCAGUCUUCUAUCAAAAUCGCCGAUCUGCAAAGUCUCCUCCUCUAUUGUAUUGGGGAUGGCAUUGCCCCGCAAUGGAUCUCAAUGAAGCAUUCUGGACAUGUCAGGAAAGUGGUCGUGUUAAUGGUUCCUGGCCUGGAAAUCGGCAUGUUUGAUGGUACUGUACCUCUAGUAUCUGACACCUGUUCUGGUCCAACAUUAGAUGUGAAUGAUGCCAGUAAUUCCACCAUAGACAAAACUGACGCGAACGGGACUGGAAAUGGCACCGGAGAGAAGAACUCGGGAGAAUUUGAGAGCUGGAAGAAAGGCCUACCUCUAGACAAAAACACAGCACAAUUCAAUCCAAGGCCCCUUUCCGCGGACCAAUUGCCUGAUCCGUUGAAACCACUAGCUGAUAUGUUUCCACAUGUUUGGCCUGUUAAAUCUCCAGGAGACUCAAAGUACAAUAAAGUGCAUUCCCCACUACAAGCCAUUUUAUUAUCUGCUCUGCCUAAAUCAAAAGACACAAAUGAGUCCAAGGGUCCGAAGCCUCCGCGCGGAGAAGGCAACUGGUUAUCAAAAAGAACGCCAAUUACUACAUUUCUGAGUUCUUUGGAGGAUUUAAGGGAUAACGAAUAUGUACUGCAUCCGGCAUUGUUUGAUGACCCCCAAGAUGCAUCUGCAAAUGCAGAUCUUCGUGCUUCUCUGGGCCAGUCUCCAGAGGACGGCUGGGUAGACUCUAAAGUUGAUCAAUAUUCCGAUGUCGAAAUACCAGAGAAGGACAUUCAGAAGGGCAGUAUUACGGCGGGACGCGAAAUUCUAUCUCUCGAUUGCGAAAUGUGCAUCACGGAAGGAGGAUCUUCAGAACUUACACGGGUGAGCCUCGUUUCCUGGGAUGGUGAAGUGGUUCUAGAUGAACUAGUUAAACCAGAGAAACCUAUCAUCGAUUACCUGACGCGAUUUUCUGGGAUCACACAAGAAAUGUUGGAUCCUGUAACAACUCGUUUGGCGAACGUCCAACAGAAGUUGCUUUUGCUAUUGACUCCCAAAACCAUUUUAAUCGGCCAUUCCCUCAACUCUGAUCUCUCCGCCCUAAAGUUAACGCACCCAUUUAUCAUCGACACCUCAAUUAUUUAUCCUCACCCUCGCGGAACUCCUUUGAAAUUAAGUUUGAAAUGGCUAUCCCAGAAGUAUCUUGGCAUGGAAAUCCAAAAAGGCCAAACAGGGCAUGAUUCCAUUGAAGAUGCGCGAGCUGUGCUCGAACUCGUAAAGCAGAAGUGCGAGAAGGGUGAAAGGUGGGGAACAAGUGAGGCCUCUAGUGAGAGUAUAUUCCGUCGCCUUUCCCGAGCUACAGUCCCAGGAAGAUCUGGUAGGAGUGCGGAGAACAGAGGCCGAACUGGGGCUGUUGUGGACUGGGGUAGUCCAGAGCGGGGAUUUGGGUCUCAAGCGACAGUAGCUUUGGGCUGCAAAAAUGAUGAUGAAGUUGUCGCUGGGGUGAGCCGUGCUGUUAAUGGUGACAAGGAUGGCCACUUGGUUCCUGGCGGUGGUGUAGACUUCACCUGGGCUCGUCUACGUGAACUAGAAGUAUUCCGAGGCUGGUGCAACCGGAUCCCCGACCCGACGAAGGUGAAUGAGUCCUCCGCAGUCCCAACGAAAGCAGUCGACCCCUUGAAUGGAGAACUUUUAGUCGAAGCCGACAAUUCCAACCCCGAACAUCUUGCAUGUGCUGUGGCUAAAACAGUUUCAUGUAUCCAGCGAAUUCUGGAUUCUUUACCACCGUGCACCCUUUUCAUGGUGUACUCAGGUACAGGUGACCCACGGGAAGUUUCCCGCCUCCAAGAGCUACACAAGAUAUACUUGCAAGAGUUUCGCUCCCAGAAACCAUGGGCUGAACUCAGCGUGAAAUGGACAGAUACUGAAGAGCAGGCGUUGAAGAGGGCAUGUCAAAUAGCAAGGGAGGGAUGUGGAUUCAUGACUGUAAAGUAG